UUGAACAGUUUGAUUUGAGAUCAAAUUAGCGAUGUCCAAUUUUUACAGUUCGAAAGAUUAUUAUGUUUGCUACUCAAUAUUCAACAUUUUUCAUGUGGCUGAGUGUGAAACCUCAAUUUUGUAUUGCAUGUCAAAGAAGGAAGCUGAAAAGCCAGUAUAUAUUGAAAUCAUGGAAAAGGCAAGAUGAGAUUGAGAUAGGAAAGUGGGAGAGUGACAAAAGUAGAAAGAUUGGAGACAGGAGAAUAAGGAUAUGAACACAGUAUUGUAGAUGACAAGGAGGGGCUGAUCAAAGAUAGGACUGACAGACAAAAAAGACGGAUCGAGGGGAUAAGUGAAAGUUGUGUCUGAGAAGCUGAUGUAUUAAUGUGUAUUCAUAUAUACUCCUAUCUGAAGGCUGAAAAUUACUAUAAAGAUGUUUAUUGAUUUUGGUUUGGACAAGUGUGUUUAAGCCACAAUGUUCUAGGCUUGAUAAAAAAAAAAAAGUUCCAAUUUUCUGGGAGAAGAAUUUAAAGGGGUACACGAGCAUGGAGACAAGUUGCUGUUGUACUGAGAUUAGCAAAAUGCUAGUCAAGUUCAGCAAUUUAAAAUUGCUUGAGUAGCUUUUGAGACAGCCAGGCAUGCCAGCAGCCCAAGUGGAUACUAGCAAGAAAUCUCCCAUGGAAUUGAUCAAUGAAGUUCCACCUAUUAAGGUUGAGGGCAGGAUUGCUGCCUGCGGAGACACUAAUCCUGCUCUUGGACAUCCAAUUGAGUAUAUAUGCCUUGAUCUGGCUGAGCCUUCUGUAUGCAAGUACUGUGGUUUGCGCUAUACUCAAGAUCAUCACCGUUAGGGUUCCUGAAUUAAGAGUGUUCUUCAUUUUAUAUGUAAGCAGCUGUGUUUAUUGUGAUCCUUUGUACUACUGAUCUUAAUAAGGAUUAGGGUCCCGUGUGAUCCAAUUUUCUUAAAGCUGGUAUACAGAUGCUUUUCGCAAGUUCAUUUCUCUAUUUUGGACAUAGGCCCAUAGUAUAUGCUUGUUUUUAGCACGACUGAUAUUAUAAUGCACAACUCUUGGGGGUCGUUUGGUACAUGGGAUGGGAUAAGGAUAAUAUUCCCGUAAUAAGAUUUGUGAUUAACUUUAUAUCAUGUUUAGUUUGAGGUAUUAGCUCAUCUGGAGAUAACUUUUACACUAAAUGGUAAAAUUAGUUGUCCCAUAUAGAAGGUGGGAUGACUAAUCUCAUGAGAUAUCCUAGGAUAUCCCACCGUUGUAAAAAACGACCCCUUACUAUAUAUAAUGUUGUAGAAGGUAACACUAGAACUCUGCUGGUAUUCACCUGAGGCAAGGCACUAGAAAAAACGCCCUGCAGACUCUCAAAAUACUUUAAUUCACCCCCUCUCCUCUUGUACUGUAGUGGUAUAUAAAAUAAAUAUACUCCAUCACCUGACUGAAUAUGAGAAGCACCAAUUGCACAGAAAACGAGUUUGGUUGAAGAUAUUUCUGACAGGUGCUUAGGACAUAUUUAAAUCAUGACCUAAUCUCCAACAUUAAAGUAGGCUCCGACUAAUGACUAAUGACUAAGGACUAAGGACUAAAGCCAUCAAGCUCGAUAAGCUUGACAGAGAUCGUCUAACAACUAGGAGUAUAAUUGAUAUGACAGCUCCCUAACAUAAUUAAUGACAUUAUCAAAUAAUCAAGAUUCACCAAAAAGUAUGUGGACCACAUCUACAGUACCAGGUGCAUCCUAAUUGGUAGUAUUAUCUCGGGGCGGCCCUACAAACUACGAAUGUGAACAAGACUGCAGGUCAAUUACCUAAGGUUAAGCAUUUGUUGAUGAGUUGGGAAACACUACGGAGCAUAUAAUUGCUCACGCUUGGAUUUCAUUUAACUCACAGAAAGAAAAAACAAACAGUAGGGUCAAUGGAGGAUCAUCAACAUGAUUGAGUUGAACUAUUUAAUUUCACUCAUUCGCAUUUGCAUGGAGUAUGCAAUGACACGCCAUCUGUAGUAAUGAGCAAACCCCUUUCACCCUCUCUAACCCUGCAUAAUAGAGGAUUAACAAUAAAAAAUAGUUGAAUUUGGAACAUACAAAAAGAAGGAAAACCUGGAGCCCCACAAUUUAGCAUCAUCAUUAGACAUUGCU
This is a messenger RNA of Lycium barbarum (goji berry), 2115 nucleotides long. RefSeq names its product NADH dehydrogenase [ubiquinone] iron-sulfur protein 6, mitochondrial-like. Gene Ontology annotation, biological process: mitochondrial electron transport, NADH to ubiquinone. The transcript has 3 exons. NCBI's taxonomy places the organism in Eukaryota, Viridiplantae, Streptophyta, Magnoliopsida, Solanales, Solanaceae. The record is from RefSeq and is a predicted model, not a curated record. Bases 618 to 827 code for a protein of 69 amino acids.